CGCACAGCAAUACGCUAAUACGACGCACAACCACCAGCACCAGCGAGCACAAUGGAGCAACCGAGCAACGAACAGGACGGGCUCAGCCUGGAGCUCACCCUGGCCGCCGACGUGGGUGUGGCGCCGGUGGAGCCCGGCUUCUUCCUCUGCGUCUACUGCAACCGCAGGUUCCGCACCUCGCAGGCGCUUGGCGGCCACCAGAACGCGCACAAGCAAGAGCGCGAAGUGGCUAAGCGCCGCCGGGACGCCGCUGCCGCCAUGCGCCCCUCCCCCGCCUGGAAGGCUGCUGCUCGAAUGCCCGAGGAGCCUGCUGCUGGUGGCAUGGCGCACAAGCACGGCAGCAGCUGCCGGGAGAGCAACCCCGAGCUGGACUUGUCUCUCCGGCUGUAACAGGUCGGCCGAAUGAUCUCUGCUAAAAUCCUUGCUCCACACCCCUUAUUUCCAGUGCUACUUUGCGUGAACCCUUUGUUUCAAGCUCCUGUUGGGCAUACUAUCAAAAACAAAAUACUCCUACCUCAUGCUGGGCAUGCAUUGAGUUCAUCGGCUCUUCUACUUGUUUUUUUUAAUUCUUGGAACCAAAUCUCUAGACAUUCCAUUUCUCCGGCCA
Triticum aestivum (bread wheat) is the source of this 607-nucleotide messenger RNA. Its product is annotated as zinc finger protein 7-like. The record is from RefSeq and is a predicted model, not a curated record. Gene Ontology annotation, molecular function: DNA-binding transcription factor activity. The transcript has a single exon. Lineage: Eukaryota; Viridiplantae; Streptophyta; Magnoliopsida; Poales; Poaceae. The coding region runs from base 52 to 390 and encodes 112 amino acids.